This is a messenger RNA of Dunckerocampus dactyliophorus (ringed pipefish), 12011 nucleotides long. RefSeq names its product protein disulfide isomerase Creld1 (gene creld1b). Gene Ontology annotation, molecular function: calcium ion binding. The coding region runs from base 244 to 1464 and encodes 406 amino acids. The record is from RefSeq and is a predicted model, not a curated record. Lineage: Eukaryota; Metazoa; Chordata; Actinopteri; Syngnathiformes; Syngnathidae. The transcript is spliced from 11 exons.
CAGACCCAACUCGAAGCUUAUAUUCAUUCAGUAUUUCAUACGUCAGUCGCUGAAUCCAACUUCAUGGUGUGUCAACGUGAGCUUUUCACUACAAUACUUGCCAAUUAAAAUGGCGCACUAAACGCAUUUAAUUUGGCUUCCCAAAAUAUGAAGUUCUGCUUGCUGUGUGUGGUGCAAGAAGGGACAUCUUCGGUGGUGCUGCGGACCAAGAGGCUCUCUUGACUUGAGUCUCUUUAAAGCAUCAUGUUGUGGGCUUGGCCAUUCCUGCCUGCUCUGAUGCUUCUGUCAGAACUCUCCGUCGUGACAGUUCAGACGGCGCCAUGCCAGACCUGCCAGAAACUUGCUGAGAGUUUUGUUAAGGGCUUGGAGAGAACGGCUAACAAGAACUUUGGGGGAGGUAACACUGCUUGGGAGGAAGAGAAGUUGGCUAAGUAUGCACGCAGUGAGACUCGUCUCCUUGAGAUAGUGGAGAGUGCAUGUGAGAAAGCAGACUUUGAAUGCAACCAACUGCUGGAGCAGAUAGAGGACCAGGUGGAGACAUGGUGGUUCCACAGGCAGCAAGAGUCUCCUGACCUUUGGGAGUGGCUGUGCAUAGAGGAGCUGAGACUCUGCUGUCCACGUGGGCACUUUGGACCUGACUGCAAAGAGUGUCCAUUAGGCCCCGGUGGUGUAUGUGGAGGUUUGGGCCGCUGUGAAGGUGAAGGGACUCGCAUGGGAGAUGGAGAAUGUGUCUGCGAUCCUGGAUAUUCAGGGCCCCUGUGCCAGAAGUGUGCUGAUGGCUACUACAGAGAGAAAAGCGUUAAUGGCAGCACUGGAGCCUGUGCAGCUUGCUUCCACUCAUGUAAAAAAUGCUCAGGGCCGCAAGACUACAAAUGUCUUGACUGCAAACCUGGUUGGAUGCUUCACGACAACAAGUGUGUGGACAUUGACGAGUGUGGUACGGAACUGUCUCGUUGUCCUACUAACACAUACUGUCACAAUACGGACGGAUCCCAUGAGUGCAGAGGUUGUGACCAGGCAUGUGUGGGCUGCAUGGGUAGUGGUCCUGCCCGCUGUAAGAAAUGUGCACGUGGCUACAAAUUGAAAGGAGCCAAGUGUCUCGACGUGGAUGAAUGUAGUGAACGUGCAAUAGCAUGCCCAGGACUCAAUGAGGCAUGCAUCAAUGAAGUAGGCUCCUUCCACUGUGACUGUGCUGACGGCUUCAUCAGAAGAGAUAGCAUUUGUGUUGAGAAUAAACCUCCUGCUGGUCCAGAGAAGGGACUGUUUGACGACAUGACAGACGACGAAGUACUUGUUCUGCAACAGAUGUUCUUUGGUGUCGUGAUCUGUGCCCUGGCGACACUGGCUGCCAAGGGGGACAUGGUUUUCACUGCCAUUUUUAUUGGCGGCGUGGCUGCUAUGGCAGGCUACUGGCUGACUGAGAAGGGGGACUACAUGUUAGACGGAUUCCUGAAGGGUCGGUAGUCUGUUUGACGAAGAGCCUGGAGUUGCUGCAUGUAAGUUUGAACUAAUGACAACUCAGCUGAUACGUAUAUGUAGCCGUGAAUGAAUCCUAGUGGGAUUCAAGCGUGUUGGGCAGUCACUGGAAAGGUCUUUAGAACAUUUAUAUUCACUGAUGGAGAACGUCUGAACCUGAAGGCGAUGGCACUGAGGAACGUGAGGAGGAAUGAAGCUACACUGCACUGACUUUUAAAGGAAUAGAACUGAAUUCAGUACCUCGACAUUUGUUGGGUGGAAGGGUUUUGCAAAGACCACUACUGAUUGUUCAAAUCAUCUACUAUAUACAAUAACUGAUCCUCAACAUGUUAUUUUUCCUCUGACCACACUAUCAUGUCCAUUGUUUUUUCCGAUCUCAAUGCUGCGAAGUACGGAAUACCAGUGAAGCUCAUCACAACUCUGGGAAGCAUGUACCAUAAACCACUGAUAACUUUUAUUGUAUGGUUUAUGUUUGACCUCAAAUUGACGUUAGUCUUUUAAUUGUUCUUUUUAGUAACAAUGCAUGACACUGACAUGAAAGAAACUACAUGAUAUGUAUUAAUUAAUUGUCUUUGGCAUGGAUGACAUACAUAUAACACAUACAGAAUCACGCCACUGCUAGUAAGUGUUCAAGGGAAUUUGGCUAUUGGUAAAAUACUAGCUCCAAUUAUGAUGGUGUGAGCCAUUUGGGUGGUCUUUAAUUUAUUUGUUUUUAUAUAAGUUUUUAUUUCCAUUCUGUUGUGAUAUCCUCUGUGUCUACUGUUGUUAAUUUAUAAUAUCAAUGUCAUUUCAGGGCAUAUUGUAGCGUCAAUUUUAAAAAAAAAAGCUUUUUUCACCUGUUUAUCUGACUUAACUUUUGUAGUGUCAUAGUCAUCUCAAGGUGAGAGUUGCUUUGCCUACAGCAUCCAUCCAUCUUCUAUGCCGCUUAUCCUCACUAGGGUCCCGGGUACGCUGGAGCCUAUCCCAGCUGACUUCAGGCGAGAGGCGAGGUCGCCAGCCAAUUGCAGGGCACAUAUAGACAACCAUUCAUACUCACAUUGAUACUGUUACGGCCCCGUAGUAGGGAGAGAAGGACACGUAACAUAAAAGGACGGACAGGAUGGGUGAUUUGGCGUGAUUUUAUUUACUAACUAAAGAAAUGUGGUUUAGCGUCAGUCCAUUAAUUGAACAGAAAUUCAACAGGCCAACUAGGCCUGAGUCCACCGAUGAAGUAAGGGCGCUUGGAAUGGUUCAGCCGGUGGGGUGUGGCGAGGACGCAGUGGUCGGAGCUGUGGUGAGCUGGUGUGCUUUGGAGGAGUGAGAGAGAGAGAGAGCGACGUCAGGGUCCACUCCUUGAUCUUCCGGCUGCGCCCCUGACUGGCCAAUGCAGACCUGCAAACAAUUAAAGAUUGCAUACAAGAGGCCGGGGCGCACGCAAACGGCAUGUAACACAUAUCUAUGGACAAGUCGCCACUUAACCUAACAUGCAUGUUUUUGAAAUGGGGGAGGAAACUUGACUACCUGGAGAAAACCCACCCACGCACGCACGGGGAGAACAUGCAAACUCAACACACAAAUGCGCAAUAGAGAUUCGAACCCAAAUCUUCCUGCUCUCCUGACUGCAUGGCCAACAUGGUAUAGGCAACUGUGCGGCCCUGCUUUGCAUAGUAUUUUUUUAAAAUACUUAAUGUUCAACUGUAUUGUCAAUUGUCCUUUUAUUGUUACAUAAAUACAUCGUGUGGAAUAUUUUUUUGUGAUUGGUAGUAAGUACUGUAAGUUUGAGUGAUAGUCAUAUGGUCAGAUUAUUUUUAAGCAUUCAAAAGAUGGUCUAGAAUCUGCUGCAUAUUUUUGCGGUGCUGGAGUGUGAGACAUCUGUGGAGGCUGUGUUCCGACCUAUUUUAGCGUUCCACUCCAGUUGAUGGGGUUGAGGCGCAGCAUCUUCCUCUCUAGCAGGACCUCCUGGGAGUGUGUUAGUGCUUUGUCCCUCCACCUCUUCUCCAUUAGCUACAGAAAUACCAGCACAGAUGAGACCUCACUCACCACCACUUGCCAGUGUUUUAACCCUAUUUUAAGACACCCUUGUGACGGCAAUGAGAAUAUGAGUACCCGCUUGUUCUCAUCUCUGUAGGAUGACAUUAUUUUCCUGUGUUGGAGCGUUUGGUGUCUUUCUGUCAACAGGGCCAGGUGGUCCACCUCACGCAGAUACUGUGCCUCUUUCACCCUGCUGGCCAGCUGCAGCUUCAGUGGGACACUUUUCUCGUCUAUCUGUCUCUUGAGCUGCUCACGCAAGUUCCUCCUGCAACAUAUCGACAGCAUGUGGCGCAAUCAUCCUCAGUCAGGGUCAGAAAACGUGAAGCAAAGACUAAUCGUUACCUGUACUCCUCUUUCUCCACACUGGUUCCAUAGAAGGGUUUUUGCCAUACUUGAUGAUACCUGUCACAUCAACGAAGAAGUUAGCACUACAAAUAAAUCAGUCUUUUGCCAGAGUGUGCCAACCUGUUAUACUCUCUCUUCUGCAUGAUCAGUGUCCUCUGUUGGUUGUGGUGAUGAGCAACUGGAGUCUCCAGACUGACGGUGCGUUUACUGACCAGCUGUGGGCACAAAGGGUUCAGCCUUGGAAUAACCUAUAGAAAUGAUUUACUUUUAGUUUUUAAGUCGAAAGCACACCAUCAGUCAACUUGGCCUGCUGACCUGAUUGCUUGUGCACAGGUGGCCAGAGGCGUCUGAGAUAAGAGGAAAUGUGAUGGGGGUGACAGCCUGACUGCAGCUCUGCUGGAUGGAGCAUGUACGAGAAGGAUAGCAUACUGGUGUGGCAGCUUUGGAAAUGGCAGCUGUUGUAACGGAGCCGAAAGUGAGCAGAUUUGUAUCUGACAUCUUCACUAUAAACAAUAUAAGAGAAUUAUAUUAAAAGCUGUUUUCUUACGGAGUUUCAUUGUGUCGCUCAGACUCUUCCCUCUGGUUUCCUGCCUAAAAGUCCAAUCUUUGUAGGAAGCAACUUAGCAAAGCAAAACAAUACACAAAGGCAUUUCCCACUUAAUGUACAUUAACAAUAAAUCUAUUUGUAAUGUAAAUAUAGCCAAAUGAGUGUUGCUUCUAGUUACACAUUAAACUAUGGCAUGCCUCCGCUCAAGUACUCCUUUUGCAAUGGCAACCGUAACCAUGGAAACCAGGUUUCAACAAUGCUAGUGUGUUAAGUCAUCACCGCUAACCCUGACAAGUGAUCUAAAUACUUCUGCUUGUUUCUUUUACAGUUGGGGAAAUAUGUAUUUAUAUAUUAUAUAUUAGGUUUACCCUUUUACAAAGAUAGAGACAGUCUAGGCCGCACGGUGGUCUAGUGGUUAGCACGUUGGCCAACACAGAAACAGCCUGGAAAUCGGGAAGACCUGGGUUCGAUACUCCCUUGGGCAUUUCUGUGUGGAGUUUGCAUGUUCUCCCCGUGUGCGUAUGGGUUUUCUCCGGGUACUCCGGCUUCCUCCCACAUUCCAAAAACAUGCAGGUGAGGUUAAUUAGCUUAGCUUAAUUGGCGGCUCUAAAUUGUCCAUAGGUAUGAAUGUGAGUGUGAAUGGUUGUUCGUCUAUAUGUGCCCUGCCAUUGCCUGGCGACCAGUCCGGGGUGUACCCUGCCUGUCGCCCGAAGUCAGCUGGGAUAGGCUCCAGCAUGCCCCCGCGACCCUAAUGAGGAUGAACCGGUAUAGAAAAUGGAUGGAUGGAAACAGUCCAGAAUUUUUAUGGUAGGUUCAUCAUAAAAGAUACAGAAUGUAAACUAACAAAAAAUGAACGGUUAUACAUUCAUUUGUAUUAUGAGAGAAAUAAUUAUUUGAUCCCCAAGUAGAACGUUACUUCGUACUUUGUGGAGAAACCCUUGUUGGCAAGCACAUGGUCAAACUUUUCUUGUAGUUGCUCACCACCAGGGUUGCACAUACACUCCUGAUAAAAAUCUUAAGACCAGUUGAAAAAAUGCUAGAAUUUGCAUUUUGCACAUUUGGAUCUUAAUGAGGUUUUAAGUAGAGCUACAAUAUGCAAAAGCAAGAAGGGGGAGCGAGACAAAAGGUCUUUGAAUUUGUUUUUUAAACCCUUUUCCUGCAGAUGCCGUCUGAUGGUUAUUGCGCUGCAGGCUGCACCAGUAAGGGCCUUAAUUUGGGUGGAAGAACACCCUGUGUCUUGAUGGACAGCCAAUUGGAUCCUCCGGCUCAGCGCAGGUGUGAUUUUUUCUGGGUCUACAACUUGAUGUUUUUGUUCCAUAAUGCUCAGGAUCUUUCAAAAAAAUUUUGAAUGACUGAUUUACUGUGCCCAACCUUAGCAGCAAUGGCACGCUGCGAGACAAUCCAACCAUGUUCAAAAGGAGAAAGCUUCUUAGCUUUAGCCAUCGGGAGGGCAUGACAGUGUGAAUGCCUGACAGAAAAUUUAACAUUUUGAGCAGAUUUUUGCUUUUAUAGCCUGUGGUCUUAAUCUUUUGAUCAGCUGAUGAACAGCCUAUUUCAGUUUAAUUGUUGUUUUCAAUAAAUUAUUUUAAUUUAUUAUAGCUUUUUGUCUCACUCCCCCUUCUUGUUUUUACAUAUUGUAGCUCUACCUAAAACCUCAUUAAGAUCCAAAUGUGCAAAAUUCAAAUUCUAGCAAUUUUUCAACUGGUCUUAAGAUUUUGACCAGGAGUGUAUCUAAGGAGGAAUUUUGGUUCACUCCAAAUUGUGAUGCUUUCCCUGUUAGCUCCCUCCACAGAUUUUUAUCAAAGUCCAGAGACUGGGCCACUGCAGCAUCAUAACGUGCUUCUUUUUGAGACACAUCUUUGUGCCCUGACAGCAUGAUUUUGGUCAAUGUCAUGCAUGUUCAGUGUUCUAGGUGCAGACAGGAGGUUUUCACCCUAAAUGAUACAGUACAGGGCCCCAUUCAUCCGCCCCUCAAUGCAAUGAAGUCUUUCUGUAUCAAAGCAACAGCCCCUGAGCAGAAUGAUUCCAUCUCUGUGUUUGACAGUCAGGUUGGUGUUGUUGGGUCCCCCAUUUCUGAAUUAUUGCGCUAAUAGUGUCCAAAAACAUGCAUGUUAGGUUAAUUGGCAACUCUAAAUUGUCCAUAGGUAUGAAUGUGAGAGUGAAUGGUUGUUUGUCUAUAUGUGUCCUGCGAUUCUGGCGACCAGUGUACCCCGCCUCUCGCUUGAAGUCAGCUGGGAUAGGUUCCAGCAUACCCCUGCAACCCUAGUGAGGAUAAGUGGCAUAGAAAAUAGAUGGCUGGGUGGAUGUGCCAAUAGUGAUCUCGUCAUCAACAAGCUUCUUAUGGACGGUCUUGUAGCACAUUCCAGUCUUGUGCAGGUUUACAAACGUGUCCCUGAGGUUGACAAGCUAUUUGGGCUUGCCCCUUGUGGUGGAGAGGUUUGAAUGGAAGACACCCUUUCUGUGACAGGUGUCUUUUAUACACGAGUUUAGGAAUACUUUUUAAAGGGACACUGACUAGGGCUCAUUUGUGUCCUUCAUAGGCACAUAACCGGUCUGUAUAAGAAUGUUUGCUAGUUUAUCAAAUACAGUGGUGCCUUGGUUAACGUCAUGAAUCCGUUCCAGAAGGCCAGACUCAAACCAAAGCAAAUUUUCCCAUAGAAAAUAAUAUAAAUCCAAUGAAUCCAUUGCAGACAUCCAAAAAUGUUAACACGAAACACAUUUUAUAGAAAAUAAUUAUAGUUUUUACAUGCAGAAAAUGCAUGUAUUGUGUGUUGGACACAAAAAAACAUCACUUAACAAAAUAAUCCAAAAUAAACACAUUAUUCUGCUGCAACCACAAUUUACAAAAAUGUAAAAAACAUAUCAAACUAAAUAUUAAUAUUCUAGAACCAAUAAACAUAUACGGUGCUGUUUAAUAUACAAAAUUUAAAAACAACAAACCACUGGUGGCAGUGAUGUUGCGGAAGCACGCUGGCGAGGUGGUGACGUAUGCUAUGCUUGACUCGGGACCACUGAUCUAAAAAAAAGACUGGAUCGAGCAACCUAUUGUUUUCACGCGCCAAAAUUUGAAGCCAGAUUUUUUCGAUCGCCGCCAUCUUGGUGAGACCACCUUACGCGCCACAGCUUUGUGAUUGUGCUGGUAUACGAACGCAGAAUUAGUGAAAAAUCAUCAAAAACAUCAGGAGUGCCAGUGAAGGAAGCGAGGAUGAGGAAACACAACUUAAAAAGCACUUCCCAAGAACCUUCCACUCGUAAGUACUUUUACUUGGCACCUUUUUUUGACCUGAUAUAUGUGCCACUACUUGAACGGCUUUGCUUUGAAAAGUUCUCGAAAUGUAACCAAAAGUUAAAGUAUGAACUUUGAUGGGUGGUUUUGCAAGAAUUUUCUAGUUACACCUUCCUGUAACAACUAGGCCUUUUUUUGGUGCCUAGCCUAGCAAUCAAUGAUAAAAUUAUUUCUAUGCAGUUUUUUACAGUAGGCUUUGAGUAUUUGCACUUAUCUAAUGUCUUUUUGUACCAAAAAACAGCUUUUUUAAAAGCUACCACAACUACCAAGUUACAUUAAUUCUGAUACCACACAUGAUUCACGCAAAGGUAGAAGACAUGUGACAAAAUUUCUGCUUUCUUCCUGCCUUAACCUUAUCCUGAGAUAAAAAAAAAAUAAUGGUUUACCGUAGGAAAAUAAUUAGACAAAGAUAGACUUUAAAUUCCGUACGUAAACAAUGUUUGCAGGCUGCCACACAGCCAAUUUUUCGUCCGUCUCGAAGCUAAAAUACAUCUUACUAGCUUGAUAAAUGACACAAAAGCGUAUAAAUCUGAGUAGUUAUUACCUUUAGCAGUUGAUUUUGGUGGCUAUACGAUCAAUCGAAGUUUUACCAGUGCGUUGCCAUACUGUUACCAUACUGCCAUACUGCGAGAUUUCAACCAAAAAAGUUUGAUUGUUAACCGAAAAACGCCCUAACCGGGUCGGACGUUAACCGAGGUACCACUGUAGUAUUUCCCUCAAUCAAAUACAAAUUAAUUCAUAGUCUAGUCAUAGUUUAUUGUUACUUCUUCUUAUUUUAACAUUCUGUCUCUCUCUAGUCCAAUAACCUACUAUAAAAGCUCUGACGGUUAAUAUCUUUGUAAGUGAAUCAAAUACUUGUUUCCCCCACCGUAUAUUUUGUCUCUAAAACAAUUUAAAGUCCCUUCUCGAUGUUGUACAUUGCUCUUAAACUUCUUAACAAACUAAAAGUUACUCUGAGUAUUGCAAUAUACUGGAAAGGGCCAGUGUAAAACACACAGUACACUGGCCCUCACAUGGCGCCAAAUUAGAUGUGCUCUUCUGCACUGAACACAAACUUUCCUCUAUAAAUGAAUGAAUCUGCAAAAGUUCAAGCAUCUUAAGAUAAUGAAGACACUGUAAGAAUUUGUUUUAUUACAUUUUACAUUCAUGAGAUAAUGUUAAAGUCAGGCUAAAACCUCAGUGUAAUACACAAUAAGCAGCGAAAGUCCGCAAAACCUCUUCAUGCAGUCUUCAAAUUCCAAGUGUCUCAUGGUUCUCCCAAAGCCAGGCAUGAUAUUUGUUCAACUUGUGAUCUUCAGGGGUCACCUUUAACAAAAGACAGCAACAACAAAGUUGAUACCCCAACUUUCUGGUAAAAUGUUUGUAAUGAGUCAAUUUAAAACCCACAGAUUUGUCCCUCUCCACAUGAAACACAUUUUAAGUAAAAGUAAAAAACUUAAAACUAGCCUGUCUCCAUUCUUCCACACAGAAGAUCCUGUAGGAAUCAUUGCCGUACUUCCCAAUGCCAUGCAACUCAAUGGGGUAUCGCCAUUGUUUGGUUAGAUAUUCAUCUGCAAGUGAGACCGCAUAAGAUAAUACAUUUAAGGUGUGUUGAGUUAAUGUGACUCAGAAUAACACAAUAGUGGUCAUUCACCUGAGAACCUGAUGAUUAUUUUGGCCCGCACCUCAAACAGACCAAGUGGCUUCAGGAGUUCAGACAUGGCCUUCCAGUCGGCCUGCCGGGCUACCUCUGCAGAUGGGUAACGCUCAAAGAAUUGCCAAAGAACAGGAAUGGCCAUUUUACCUGGAGUAUUUUACAGCAAAUAACGAGACUCAGUGUAUUGUGUAUGUGCAGUGUGUGUGUGUGUGUGUUUUGUGUUGAACCUUACCACUAGUCUUGUUCAGAAAAAUGGUGGCCACCAGUAGCUUCCAUGGGUCAUGGAAGAGGGUUUCCUGUACAAGGUUGAAAGGAGAACGAGGAGGGGUCCACUUCUUGAAGGCCUUCCUGCGAGGAGGACUGAGACCUGCACACAUAUGCUCCUGAUCAGAAAUGACAGUUUGCACUGUUGGUUUUAAGGAGGUUCGACAUAGAGCUUCAAAAUGCAAAAAGAAGAAAUGAAAGUGCCACACAUUUUUUUGGAGUGAGCAACGUAUUGCCAUUAAAGGGAUAGUUCGGCUUUUUUGACAUGAUGUUGUAUGACAUCCCCAUCAGCAGUGUCGUGCUUCAACAGUGACUGACCCCCCACUUCGUCCCAUGAGCAUAGUUCUGGCUGGAUUUCGGUGAUGAGGAAGGCCGUUCCGGUUAGUUCCUGGGGCCGCUUAAGUAAAGAGUUUGGCUUCUCAAAACAAUAUGCGCUCAAAAUAGUACUACAUUUGCAUCACCGAAAUACCUCCUCGAAAACAAUCAGACCUCACAAUUGCUCGGCGUUACUUUCUCUCCCGUCGUAUCACUGGGCGCUGUCGCCUGCCCAUUGUUGUGCAUGUGUUCCACAGUGUUUACAUGCUGUGUCAAGACCACUGCCGCAAUGUGAACGAAAAGCGUCCAGGAAGUGACAUGCAUGCGCAAAAGCACGACAUCACACGCAUUUCCUUAUGUUUACGGAACUAAAUAUUACGGCAGUGUGUAUGCUGUUGUGGCAAUUUCAAAGAUUUUGUGCAACGGGAGUCAAUAUCUUCUCAACCAAAUGAUCCUGCGCAGCAGAUUAAGAAAAAAAAGGGCACGAAUUGUGGGUAAGGCAGUUUGUGGAGUGACGUCUGUUCAGAGGACUUUUAAAAAAUAAUUUUAGGAUGACAAGAGCAGCUUCUGCCUACAUCGGUGAGUACCUUUGUCAAAGUCUCGGUAAGCACGGUAUUACACGUCUUUCGAUGACGUAUAGCUCAGAUAUAUGCGACCUGACCGUUCAUACUGCAGUCGCAUCGCAUACAUAUCGGAUUUAUAUCCGCAUAUGAAUGAGGCCUAAGUCGCAUUGGAAAAAAUCUGAAUUGUGCUGUUCACACGGACAUGAAAAAUAACCAGAUACAGGUCACAUACUGUAUGAGCAAAAAAAUCAGAAUUAACCUGCAGUGUGAACAGAGUGAGCCUUGGAAGCCGAAAGAUGACGGACUUAGAGUAUGUGCAUACCUUCAUUCUUCUUCUAUAGUUUGGUGCGUCUUUUGGUUCCGUCUGCGUCUGUUUACAGUGCCACAUGUAGGUGUGCCCAGUGUAUUACAUCGUCUUCACCCAGUGAUCCGUUCCUGUCUGGAUGCAACUAUUUACUAAUCCGGCACAGUGUGGCAGCGAAGUUUUUUCAAACUGCCAAAAUAAAAAUGCCAGGAUCGAUUCCGUGUGGACAGGGCCUAAAAAUGCAUUGAAGAACACUUCAAUUGCAUUGAAUUACAAUUCCGUUUACAGACUUGAUACUCAAUUUUAUUUAUUGUUUUUAUUUUUGUGUUUGGUUUUUAUUGAAGUGUUAUUUUUUCUUAACAGAGACAGAGUCUGUUUUUUAAUGUUUUUGUUUGUGAUUUUUGUUUAAGCGCCAUUUUUGGUAAAAGAGAAUAACAGUCCAUUUUAUUUUGAUUUGUUUUUUUUGUUUACUUUAUUAUGUUGUUUAAUGUAUUUUAUUUAAAAGCUCUUGACAUUCCAAUUACAAUGUUAAAUACUCUUUGAGAAAUUUGUUUAUUGCUUUUGAUACGGUGUACUCACAUUAUUAUGCCAUAUAUUAUCAUUACGUUCAAGAAAAUAUGGUCUCAAAAUAAUGUUGACAAUAAUAUCGUUUAACAGCAAUAAUUUGUAGAACAAUUUUUGUCCAGACAAAUUUGUUAUCGUGACAGGCCUAAUCUCCACAUAGCCAUCUACCAUUUGACGCCCCUGAAGCUCCAUUGUUCCACCAAAGGAAAAAGCACCCCAGAUCAUGAUGGCCCCCUCCAUUGUGUUGUGUGGAAAACAUCUUAGGUGGGAUCUCCUUGUCAUGCCAGUAGUGUUGGAAGCCCUCAGGACCGUCAAGGUUACAUUUUUUCUCAUCAGAGAAUAAAACUUCCUUUCAUCUUUCAAUGUCCCAUGUUUGGUGCUCUCGUGCAAAUUAAAAACUAGCAAUUUUGUGGUGUUGAAGAAGACAAAGCCUUUGAAGAUGUUUUUUGUUCUUAAAACCCUUCUCUCACAGAUGUUGCGUGAUGGUUAUUGGACUGCACUCGGCACCAGUAACAACCUUCAUUUGGGCCGAGGCUCGUCCCGUGUCUUGACAGACAGCCAAUCGGAUGCUCUGUCUCAGGGCCUGUGGCAUUUUUGUGGGUCUUCCACUUGACUUUUUUGUUUAUAACCCUCAGAACUUUUAAGAAGCUCAAAAUGUGUGUACAUACUUGUGUAUCUUGCUUGCUGCUGUAACAGAUGAA